This is a messenger RNA of Strigops habroptila (Kakapo), 2896 nucleotides long. It is a transcript of the gene BANK1, whose product is annotated as B cell scaffold protein with ankyrin repeats 1. Bases 1 to 2289 code for a protein of 762 amino acids. The transcript has 16 exons. The record is from RefSeq and is a predicted model, not a curated record. Gene Ontology annotation, molecular function: protein tyrosine kinase binding; signaling receptor binding. Lineage: Eukaryota; Metazoa; Chordata; Aves; Psittaciformes; Psittacidae. Gene Ontology annotation, biological process: negative regulation of phosphatidylinositol 3-kinase/protein kinase B signal transduction; negative regulation of B cell activation; B cell activation.
AUGAAGGAUAUUCUCGUGAUAUAUGAACAAGAAGCAAAAGAGUGGGCUUUGUAUUUCAAAUCUCUUUUUGGACACGUUGUGAACGAAGAAGGAAUCUUACUCUACAAUAUAGAGACUUCAUCUUUCAAGCAGCAGGAGCUAUUCUCUUUACACUCUUAUAAAUGUAAACUCCUUAUCCUAUCAUGUGGACUUCUUAACUGCCUGAAUCGAAACAGAAGUUAUUUUCUGGAGCGAGUUCUAAAACCUCCAGAUACUGUGGUGAUUCUACUUUGUGGGGUGGAGAACUCGGAGAUACUUUAUGAGACACUGACCUUAGAUAGAGGCAGCAAAGAGAUUUCCACUGAUCAGGAACCUGAGGAAUAUUUCUCUGUUGUUACCGGAAUUAUUCAACCAGGUAAGCCACAGAAUGAAAAUCCAGGAGACUCUUUGUCUUGUAUCUAUGAAGCAGUUAAUGCAUACGAUCACAAGACUAGCUCUGAUGUUAAUUUAUCAGAUGUCAGGAGAGCAUCAGAAAAAACAGACCUCAGUUUUAAAACAGCGAUACUUUCUGAAACAUUAGAAACUAAUGAGCAGUCGAUAUUGGUGCUUCCAGGAAGAAUAUCAUGUGAGAACCCUGGUGAAAUAUUCAUUUUGUUGAAAGAUGAAAUAAAUGAUGAAGCUUUAGAAAUUGAAUUCAUAGCAGAUAAUCAACGAAUUAGGACACAGCCAGCCUCUUGGACUAAGAAGAUCAAGCACAUGAAAGCCUUAGAUUUUCCUGCUGGCCUUGUAUAUGUAAAUGUCUACUGUGGAGGAGUCAUUAAGACCACAGCACAGAUCGAGUACUAUACUGCACUAGAGGAGAUUGAGCACAUUUUAAACAAAGUGGCUGACCCAAUAGCUUUCACUUGUCAGGCUUUAAAAUUUUCUUCUGUGGAGAAGCUGGACAAUCUUCUGACUUUGUUAUUGAAAAGCAAAAUAUCUACUUAUGAAUUCAGCCCAUUCCAAAGUGAAGAGCACCAUCAACAAGCUAAUAGCCAUUUGGAAGAAUUUCCUACUCUCCUUCACUGUGCAGCCCGAUUUGGAUUAAAGAACCUUGCAACAUUUCUACUCAAUUCUCCUGAGGCCACAAAGGCUUGCAAAAUAAUCAACAAAUGUGGAGAGGAUCCAGCAACUGUCGCUGAGAAGCAUGGGCACAGGGAACUAAGAAAAUUAAUCAGAGAAUUCUCAAUUAAUACAGCAGAUAAUUUCACCAAUUGCAAGGUGGAAGUAGAAGAUGAUGACACCUAUGUGGUUAUGCUGGGCUCAGAAACUCAAGCAGCCAUGACAUUAAAAGCCAAGCAGAACCCAGGAGAUCAAUAUGGAAUUGGAUCAAGAUGCCAACAAGAAGCUGAGGUGGGUGAGGAAAAGAAAGAUAAUGUAGAAGACAGCAGAGAGGAGACAGAACAUGAAGAUCAAGAAGAGGAAGAUUCAUACAGCUUUCACAACAGUCCUGACAAUUUGUAUGCCACCAUACCUGAUGAUCUCAAAGAGAACAGAAGAGACUGCUUUUUAUGUAAGAGGCCGCCUCCUCCUCCCCCUCGAAACUUGCCUGGCAUCCCAAGACAGGAUGAUGUAUCACAAGAGAGGAAUUUUGUGGAGGACAGAAGUGAAAGAGGACAUGGUGAUGGACUUAUAACAGCAUGUUACAGAGAAGAUACAUGCGGGGGGGACGACCCGUACACGUUUGUGACACUGGAUGAAUCCGUGUAUGAUUUCGUACUGGCUGAGGCGGAGGAGAAAAGGAAGGAACGCAAGUCUUUUAUUGUGAACAGGCCGCCAGCCCCUGCCCCUCGUCCAGUAUGUUCAGCAGUCAGAGAGGAGGACACUCCCUAUAUAAUGCAAGUGUUUCAGCAAAAGGCCACUCGAGUGCCCAGUGACAGCAACAGAACGUACUGCUAUGCCAGGAAGCCCGCACACAGAGGUCACACUGACACAGUAACUGAUAGCACUGUGCAACACAACAUCCCUACCAAACAGGAAGAACUCAUCCACUUGCAGGAACAGGUGAAAAAGGGGACAAUUUCUGUGGAUGAAGCCCUUGACAGAUUUAAACAGUGGCAGAAGGAAAACCAGAGACUACAGUCCUCUCAACAGGAAAAAGCACACCACCUUAGAGACAGCACUGUUGGAAACAGACUAGAAAAGGAAAAUCUGAAUGUUCCUAAGGAAAGCAGACCAGAAAGCAGUCAUUUUAGAUACUUGUUCCACAUGUCAUUUAAUAAAGCAUCUCCAACUAGGAACCCAACAGACAAGGAGGAGAUGCCUAAUUAACAGAGUGCGAUUUGUCAGUCGGCUGCGCCUCAGUUUCCUCUCCCUGGAAUCCCAAACAUCUCUAAGCCAAAUCCCAACAGACUGAGGCUCCAGCACAUCCUGCUGUGACACAGCUGUGUGAGCAUCGCUGUGCUUCCAGUAUCUUGGAAUCUCUCACCUGGGCCAACUGUGGAAGAAGUCCAGUUUUAUAAAGCAAAUUAAUAAGACAUUUUGUAAAGUCAGCACUGAAUUUUACAUUCUUUUCUUUGCCAAUAUUUUUUUAAGAUGCCAGCUGAGGGUUUACAUAAAGAUAUAUUGUGUGCUUUGGGUAAUUAUUACUAAACUCAUUUCAAUUUUUCCAUAAUGCUUAAGUUGUUUAAAAGUAGACUUUAUGCACCAAAGAGGAAGAUCAUGAAAAGUUAUGAUUAUGAAGUUAUAAUACAUAAAAUUUAGGUUUUCCUUUAAGACAUUUUUGUAUAACCUUUUUAUAUAAAUUUGGUUUUCCUAGGAAUAAUAAUUGUACUCCUUCACUAGUUUAAAUAAUUGCACUCCAAGAAAAGCUAAUUUCUAAAGUCAAACUAUGUAAAUCAGUACUAAUAAUCUACUAAUGCAUUAAAGUGAUUAGAAG